UAGCCACGGGUUUCGGAAAGUGAAUGAACAUGAAAAGUAUUUUGCUGGAAUCGGUGGCAAAAUGUGUGUUUUUAGAUGUAUUUUGAUUUUCAUGUUCCUAAUUUGGAACGGGUGUUUGGCGGAUAAGACGCAUUUCUCAAAAUGGAUAAAAACUGACUCUGAUUAUUCUGCGAAAACAUUCAUUUUUGAAACAAUUCUAAGCCAGGGGAUUGGUCACUGUGUAGAAAGUUGCAAGGCAAAGAAAAUGUGUGAAUACAUCAACUUUAAUGUUGAUGCUGAUGCAUGCUUUCUUAUUGGUGUAAGGAAUAGUCAAGAAUCUUCCGAGUCGAGUCCUGAUGACAGAAUAGAGAAGAAAAAAGGUUACAUACUUGGAAAGAAGAAGGACUGGAAUUUGGAAACGUACAAGGUCUGUAGUGAGUGUGAACCUCACGGCGUGUGCAGAAAAAACGACCAGCCAGCAGAUAAAUACAGUAUUUGCAAGAGCUCAGGAUGUGGUCCACCGGAAAAUAAACAGUUUACAUUGGUUCGUGGAAAUAUGUUUUCUAUUGGUAACAAAAUCAAGUACUAUUGUCUAGACGGGUACACUGAUGUGUCUGGUGGCACUGGUAUAGCGGAAUGCCAAGAGACUGGUGCUUGGAGUUCCACAGACAUUAAAUGUGUACCAGACGGAGCGGCUACAACAUGCAAUGGAAAUUCAUGCUAUUUACAGGACGAAACUCUACGAAAAUGGCAAGAUGGGAAGAUUUACUGUGAAAAUCUUGGAGGACAUCUGGCUUACAUAAAAACAGAACCUGAACAUGAUUUCGUCAAAAAAAAUAUGUCUUCUACAGACACAGUCAGCACGUGGCUUGGAGCAAAUGAUGGAGACAAAGACGGAACUUACAUCUGGACAGAUGGGACACCUGUUGAUAAGCCCUCUUUUUGGGGAAAUGGAGAGCCAAAUUUUAUUAAAAAUGAAAACUGCUUGGUAUACCACAACCUUGAGUUGCACAAUGCGCAGUGCUCUAAGAAGUUUACUAUCCUCUGUGAAUUUAAAAUUCACAGAGGAUAGUAUAGUUCUUAGAGCACUGAUAUAUAUACUGAUACGAAUUCCUACUGUUACAAAAUUUAGGAAACACUCUGAUAAUUAUACUUGUCCUGAAGUUUAAACAUGAGUGUGUCUUAAAGCCAGUAUUAUACUUCUUUGUUCUGCUUCCGUUAUACUAUAUAUAUAAAUGUUUGCUGUGAAUAUUUGACAGAAGACUUAAUGAAGUUUAACAUUUUAACAUAUUCUGAAAAAGCGCCGAGUAUAUCAAAGUUUCUUACCGACUUAGUACAUAAACAUUUACAACACCUCUCGUCAAAUCCUAUUUUUCGGUUCUUACAAUCUGCCAGACAUUCACAACAUACUCCUAUUGUUUAUCUGCACAUAUGUACGUGCACGCGUUAAGACGUUCAGGUGAUGACCUACAGAAAGAAUGAGCUUCAACCAAAUUAUUCCACCUAUGAGUCAUUUCUCAUGAAAUAGUUAUAAAAGCAACUCGUUCAGCUUGAAAAUACUGUGUAAAUACUGAAAUUAUUUUUUCAUUCAUUUAGAAAAUAAAUCUGAAUAUCGGCUGACGUAAAAGGUAUUGUUGUUGUUGUCGCUACUUCUAAAUAUAAGCAAAUGUCGUUUUGCAGCAAAUUCAGUAUAUAAUGAUGACUUUAGACACACGUUUAAAUUUUGGCUCACCAAGUGUCUGGCAUUAUGGUGUCCGGAGGCAUUAAAAUAAAGUGCAGAUCUGUUACUAUACGAGUAGCAUGUAACUUUUAUAAUAAACACACAUUAUUGAAUUUCAAAAUAUGAAGUUUAACGCUUUAAUUUAUAUGUUAACACUUUUA
Messenger RNA from Mercenaria mercenaria, 1860 nucleotides. Its product is annotated as versican core protein-like. The transcript has 6 exons. The coding region runs from base 62 to 1051 and encodes 329 amino acids. The record is from RefSeq and is a predicted model, not a curated record. Lineage: Eukaryota; Metazoa; Mollusca; Bivalvia; Venerida; Veneridae.